Messenger RNA from Coregonus sp. 'balchen', 2572 nucleotides. NCBI's taxonomy places the organism in Eukaryota, Metazoa, Chordata, Actinopteri, Salmoniformes, Salmonidae. The record is from the annotation of a GenBank genome assembly.
UCCGAUAUCCCAGAAGUCUUGAAAGCACCAUUAUUUUUCGACAAAGACCGACAAGAAGCUUUCUCCUCCUCCGGGCAUCUCUCUCGCAGGUCUCUAGCUAUACCGGUUUAGCGGAUGGGAGAAGUAUGAUGAUGAUGGGGAGGCCCAGGUCACGGUAGCUAGCAGUGCGAGUAUGAGGAGAAAGACGUAACUAAACACCGAGUUUAAGGUUGGUCCUCCUGGUUUAGACCGCUUGAAAUGCGAAAAUGCUCCUAAACGUUAUUCCCAGAUGUGUGGCUAGAGACAGAUGAUGUAGCUAGGCUAACGUUACUAGCAAGAAUAUAAAGAUGUAGCCAGCUAUCUAUACGAGAGCAGGGCACUGUUUAAGAUGAAUAAAUAAUGAAUAAUUUGUUUAGGGUAUACUUUAUCCGAUUUAGUUGGCCAUUUUAAAGAGCACCACGAGGAAAUAGUAUCCUAUCAAUUCAUCGUGAUGCUUGGUUCGAUAUGGAACAAGAAAGACUAGCAUGCCUUCUCCAGUACCUGUUCUUGAACCAAUCAAUUUAUUUUAUUUGGUUCACACUGCCAUAUGUCAACAAAGUAAGACUUAAAAAUGUGUUAUACGUGUGUUAUGACAUGACUUUUGUCGUAAAUGUAUUUUGAAACCAUGUUAUUUCGUCCCCCCUUCCUCACAGUUUUGGAGAGGAUUCCAGUGGAUUUACCAAGUGAUCUGUCUGGAAACUAACCUGAUAAACAAGAUGAAGAGGGGUUUGCUGCGUGGCUUACUGCCAGAGGUGUCUAUCCGACUGCUGCUUCUGGUUGUCUUCCUGUGAGUCAUUAAAAUUGAAACAUCGCAAUAACAUUUACAAAUGUGUUCCAUAUGGACUUGUCUGGUGCAACUCAAAUGAACAAAACAUGACUGUGUGUGUUAUCUCCCUCAGUGUGACAGAGCAGCUUCCACCCUUUAUUCGUGAGAUCCAGGCAGAGGAGAUGUGGCUGUAUAGGUUUCACAGAGUGGAGAAUGACCAUGUCCCCACCUCUCUCAUGUUUGUGAGUACUGGUGUGUGUCAGGGGGAGGCACUGACUGAAUUCGCAGGACUCAUGGAACAUUGAAUGUGAAUAUUUGUUCUGCCGGUAGUACUUUAGAUUACAGCACAGGAUAAACUGGAGAGUAACAAUAACUUGUUACCAUACUAUUGCCAUGUUAUUACCAGGUAAUCUUGUGCUUUAAUGUAAAGUGCUACCAUUCUGUCUUACAAAUUAUAUUGCUAUGGUACUGACCAUGUCCCUCGUAUCAGAGCGUGGCAUGUUUCACUCCAUUCCUGGUGAUCCUGCUUUUCACCUUUCUGAAGAGAGCUGAGAGAGGAGACGUGAGAGAGGCCUCACUAGGUAAGGCCUGACUGUAGAACUACACAUGCUGUUUGGCAUCAGAGCAGCUGCACAGAGAUGUGUGUGUGUGUGAGAGAGAGAGAUACUGACCCAGUUGUUUGCCUCUGUUCUUCAGCGGUGACUCUGGCUCUGGUACUGAACGGAGUUUUCACCAACGCCAUCAAGCUGGUCGUAGGCCGGUGAGUACUAGUCUGGAGUGCUAGUAUGGAGAUGUAAAGUUAGAGUUGCAUUGCUACAAGCUCAGUGUUAUGCUGACUGGAUGUGAUGUAAUGUGUGUGUGUGCUUCAGGCCGCGGCCAGACUUCUUCUACCGCUGUUUCCCAGAUGGACAGAUGAACCUGGAGAUGCACUGCAGCGGCGACCCGGAAGUGGUCAUGGAGGGCAGGAAGAGCUUUCCCAGUGGACACUCCUCCUGUAAGGCCCAAUCUGAUUGGCUAGUCCUCAUGCGAGAGCAGAUCUGAUGGGCUGUGAGACUACAGUGGGCUCAUUCAGAUUAAAAGCACAUUAAGCUAGUUAGACUGGACCUGUGUGCGUGUGUAUAUGUGUGUGUUAACUUGGUGGUAACUUUGAUAAACAAACAGCGUUGUGUUUAUUCAGACACUGGCCUAAGCAUUAUCAUUUCAAGGAUUCUCAUGUCAUUAUGAAUAAAAUAGUUUAUCCUACUUUGAUACAUGUGCCUGCCCCAUCUUUGAUCCCCGCUCUCUCCUCUCGUCUUGUCCCAGUUGCAUUCACCGGACUGGGCUUCACAGCGCUGUAUGUGGGGGGUAAGCUGCGGUGCUUUAGUCUGGGGGGUCAGGGCAGGGCCUGGAGAAUGUGUCUCUUCCUCGCUCCUCUCCUCCUAGCCUUCAUGAUCGCUCUCUCCAGGACCUGCGACUACAAACACCACUGGCAAGGUGAGAGGGCUAACCAUUAACCAUAUUCACUUUGAAAAGCGUUAUAAACAUAUAAGAAAUUAUUAUUCUAAUCCACUAUUGAGAGACGUGCUAAGAUCUUUGUGUCACUUCUGUAUAUGUGUGUGUUGUCCCCCCUGUGUUUUAGAUGUGUUGGUGGGUUCUGGUCUGGGCCUGGUGUUCUCUUGGCUCUGCUACAGACAGCACUACCCCUCCCUCCAGGACCCUGACUGUCACCGGCCACUACGCCACAGAGAGACUGUUCCUGCUGUGCAGGAACGCAAGCUGGCCAACUCCAACUACAUAUUACCCCUAUAG